ACGCAGCGGGGAGGCGGAGGUGGAGAGACGCGGGUGCAGUCGGGAUGGGAGAGGACGCACUGAGGAGGCUGCCGCUUUUUAUCCUUGGAAAUUUGGCUGCUGAGCCACAUGUAUGUUUUGGGAUAAGGACUUUAAAAAACAAUCGCAUACUGGACUAUUUUUCUAUCUCCUUUUUUCCAAAGCAAAGACUUAGGCGCAGAAUGAGGACGAUUCCAUGUGGUGAGGAGAAGAAAAUGCACUCUGAUGUAGGUAGAUUUAUGCUGUGAAUAAUGCGCUCAAGUCUUAAUAAGGUUUUCUCUUGAAUAUUUACUUUUUUUUUAUCUAGUCAUACACUGAGCAAAGAAUGGAUUUCUUUAAUAUUUCCAGCCUGGAAAAUGGGACAGAGGUGGGAAAUAUGUCCUUUAAUUACACAUCUGAAAGCCAUGAGUACACCCAGCUCGCAAUCUGGGGUCUGGCUGGACUUGUCAGCUUUCUUAUUUUGUUUACCAUAGUCGGUAAUGUGCUAGUUGUUAUCGCAGUUUUAACCAGCAGAGCUCUGAAACCACCCCAAAACCUUUUCUUGGUCUCCUUGGCCAGCGCGGACAUACUGGUAGCCACUCUGGUCAUGCCCUUUUCUCUGGCAAAUGAACUUAUGGGCUACUGGUUUUUUGGCAAAAUUUGGUGUGACAUCUACCUGGCUCUGGAUGUUUUAUUCUGCACCUCUUCCAUUGUUCACCUGUGUGCCAUCAGCUUAGACAGAUAUUGGUCGGUAACACAAGCUGUAGAGUACAACUUAAAGCGAACGCCUAAACGAGUUAAAGGCAUGAUUGUGGUGGUAUGGCUGAUCUCAGCUGUAAUCUCCUUCCCUCCCCUGAUUUCAAUGGACAGAAGCAGCAGUCAGGAGAAACCCACGUGUCAGCUAAACGACGUAACCUGGUACAUUCUCUACUCUAGCAUUGGAUCCUUUUUUGCCCCCUGUGUCAUAAUGAUCUUGGUCUACAUUCGAAUAUAUCAAGUGGCGAAAACCAGGACUAGGACACUGUCAGAGAAGAAGAGGGGUGUGGAUUCCCCUUUGGAAAAUGGGAUGGACCAAGCUGAGCCAGGCAUGGGAGGAUCCAUUAAGUUCACCCAGGCUGGGAGCAUGAAAGAGCGAGAACGUGAGAAUGGGCACUGCCAAGAGCAAACAGUUGGAUCCCCACAAUCAAAUGAACCAAAACAUCCAUCAAAUAACCAUGAAGAUGAGUUUGACGAUAGCAGCUCAUCAGAUGAAAAAACAAAAAAAUGCAGCAGUUCUUCCAAACAACACCAGAACAACAGGAAAGAUAGAAAACCCAGCAGGAAGAGCAGCUCUGCCUCCAAACACUCCAGUAGGAAGUCACGUUCCAGCUCAAAGUCCUUGGAACUGUUCUCCUCCCGUCGCAAACGUCGAAGCACUGUCAAUCGGAAGAAAGUCUCUGCUGCUCGGGAGAAGCGCUUCACAUUUGUUCUCGCUGUGGUCAUGGGCGUUUUUGUCGUGUGUUGGUUUCCGUUUUUCUUCUCUUACAGCCUGUAUGGUAUCUGCCGCGAUCCAUGCAAGAUCCCAGAAACGCUGUUUAAGUUCUUUUUCUGGAUUGGUUACUGUAACAGUUCCCUGAACCCGGUCAUCUAUACCAUCUUCAAUCAGGACUUUCGCAGAGCCUUCCAGAAGAUCCUCUGUAAGUCAUGGAAACGCUCUUUUUGAGGGAGUCCUGCAUGACUGGGGUUUUGUUAAAUGGACAUAAAAUCAAAUGUUCAAUGUCAUUUGAAUGAGGAAGCCUGUAGUGCUUUAAUGCACUCGCUUUCACGGAUCGUAUUAGGAAUGACAGGACAGUAACAGGUUGAAGGUUUAGAACCAUGUUUAAAAAGGGAAUAAAAUCAAGGGAAUAUAAACUGAUGGAUCUGGCAUCUUAUGCCUCCCAGACUGAUUUGAAACUCUGAUCUGGGCUUCAGCUCAUUCCUUCCAAUAGUUUUAUCUCUCUUUCAUUUGAAAGACUCUUUCCAGUGUCAGGGAUGCAUGCCUGCCACAAUGGCUGCCUUUGGAUGAACUUGACAGCAGAUGAAGUGUUUACUGAAGAGCUCAAUUUAUAAACUCACGACACUGUAACUAAAUAUAAUGCGAAGGCCUUGACAAUCUUUAUGAAACUGUUGGUUGUGAUAUUAGUAUCUUUUUUCUCUGUCUCUUUACACAUUUUUUCCUGACCUUACUGUUUCACGCUCUCAACAUGAGGACCAAUGGGACAAAGGGGCUCCUUGCUUACUGUAUAAGUAGCAAAACUGUUUCACCAAAAGAAAUGAAAAAUAUUUAAACAGAUGAACAAAAGUUACCUUUCUGUACUUAUUAUUAUGUGUGAGAUGAACACAGCGUACGAUGAACCUGGACUUGAUGCUGUGCACAGAAGAGUGGCAGCACAGGCAAUGCUUCUUUUUUCCUUUCAUGCCUUUGCACAUUCUUUCUCCCCUCAGAGAGAACAGCUUGAAUAUAACAUUACUAUAGAGGCAGAUGGACACUCACUAAGGCAUUUACUAUGUGCAUAAAAGAGAGCACGGAAACAAAGUGUACAACAAAUUGAUCUUUUUUAGGAUAAACCGAGCUGCAUUUUACCUCAACUGCCUGUGAUAGUUUGAAUGUGUGUCUGAUCUAGUGUCUUUCUUCUCACACUGAAUCCCUCCCUUAAAGUCAAACCUUAUGAAGCUAAUCUCUAAUGAUCGCUGCUCAUAUAAAGACUAAAAACAUGUACAAACUUAUAUCAUGUACACAAAUACAUGCAAAAUAUUUAAUCAGCUAAAGUGUUCAUCUGUCUAGCCAGAAGGGCUAAUGUUAUUUUCUUGUGUAAAUAAUUGAAAAGGCAAUUUUACUAUUAUUGUGUGGUGGCUCAUAAUCACACAUGUCAAUAUGAUGAAAAUGUUUGUUUAAUGAACAAUGCUCUGAUGUAUUUUCAUGUUGCACCUAACCUGUGUCUUUUUUUCAACAUGAAUAAAUGUUUACUUUUCUGCUUUGAGCACAUCUGAAAUGAUCAAAUAAAGACAUUUACUGCAGCUGUCCUCUGAA
Molecule: messenger RNA, 3046 nt
Organism: Girardinichthys multiradiatus
Lineage: Eukaryota; Metazoa; Chordata; Actinopteri; Cyprinodontiformes; Goodeidae
Gene: adra2c
Product: adrenoceptor alpha 2C
Exons: 1
Coding region: 344-1699 (451 amino acids)
Biological process (GO): platelet activation; adenylate cyclase-activating adrenergic receptor signaling pathway; regulation of vasoconstriction
Cellular component (GO): membrane
Molecular function (GO): alpha2-adrenergic receptor activity
Source: RefSeq, a predicted model, not a curated record